This is a messenger RNA of Bursaphelenchus okinawaensis, 2797 nucleotides long. The record is from the annotation of a GenBank genome assembly. Lineage: Eukaryota; Metazoa; Nematoda; Chromadorea; Rhabditida; Aphelenchoididae.
AUGACGGUGGACAAGUCCGACUUUGCCAGAUUAUUCUCGGAUUUUGUGCCUGAAUCGGCUAAAGAAAAUGACAACUUUUCUGACAUACGAUACGACGAUUACAAGAUCAAAGAAGCGGACUUUUUUCCGGAGUAUAAACUAGAACAUGGAUGUGAGUUAUUUUAUUUUUUUGUUGUUUUAGAUAACAAUUUUGAGUUUUUGGCGAUUUUUGCCUAAGGAUUAUAUGGUUUUGGUAGUUUAGGUAACAAGUAUUUGUCGUAAUAUAAUAUCUUACAUUCUGGGCAGUUUUAGGGCUUAAUUUUGAUGUUUUUCUUGUUUUAGAGACUCAAUCUCUUUUAGGUAACAUCUUUUGAAUUUAUAUUGUUGUAGAUGGAAAAGUAAAGAAAACUAAUCUUUGACACAAAAUUAUAUUGUGUUUUUUCUACUAAGGCCAUAUCUUAUUAAGAAUUUUUUAAUUUUUGUUCUAAAAUAAUAUUAUUCGUCUUUUUCAGUCGGAACCAAGUGUUUUGAUCAUCCAAACCUUCCCUUUCGUCGUCUAGAGCGACAUGUUCGUCGAGAAAUCAGUUUAUUCGGAACAACGGCCGCAUUAUCCGGUAACAAAACACCAUACCGUGUUAACAGUGGUACAAUGUCGCCUCAAGGAAUGACUCCAAUCCACGAUAAUCAUAUGGACACCACUGAUAACAUGGCGUUCCAGACGAUAAAUCCUGAAUAUUGUGAGCUUCGCAAUAAAUUGAACGACGAGUUGAAGGCGUGUGAUGAAUUGUUAUGCAAACAGACGGAAAAUGAUUCGUGGAAGAAGUUUUUUCGUGUUAUUGACGAUUGUGAUACUAUUCAAGUAAGUGAUUGGGUUUUUGUUGUGUUUUUAGGUAUUGUGAAGGAUGUUGAAGAUGGAAAAUCGAUUUGUGAAGGAUAAAAGAACUGUUUUUGGUUGGACAGGGAUAUCUAGGGCUAUAGAUCUUCAGAAAGCUCAUUUUGUUACCUAAAAAUGCAAUUUUGUUCGUCUUUCUUUCUAAAAUAACUUAAAAAUAUUGUUUUUACAUUUUAUUACCUAAAAUGUUGUUAGUAUUAUUCAAAAUAAAAGGUUUACGUUCUGCUAUCUUAAUGUUACCUUAUUGAUACCUAAAAAACCAUUUAAACAGCCUAAACUCCUUAUAAUUCACAAAUUUCAGGAAAUUUACGUAGAAGCCAAAGAAUCUCGGCCAUUGAUUAAAGACGGACCUCGUCAACGUUACCAGAGGUUUAGAGAGAAGGCUUUUGUAUGUGAUGUUUGUGAUCACUGGUUCACCCUGAAACAAAAUGUUCAAAUGCACAUCUUCAACUAUCACAUGGGACCGAAUGUGGUCAAGCCAAGAAGGGGAAAGAGGUACAAGUGCACAAAGUGUGAUCAGGUAAGAGUGUCUAAUCUGUAUAUUGUCCAGGACUGAUUUAUAGUUAUGUAAGAAUGUUGUCUACUAUAAUAUAAUACAAAGUAGACAAAAUUAGCAGCCUGGGGAGCUGCAAAAUGUUUAAACGUUUAAACUCGAGGAUAGGACCUAAAAUGUCUCUUCAGAUGUUCAAAUCCAUGAUUCAAGCCCAAAAACACGAAAGAAGAAUGCACAAGGAGAAGAUACGUCAAAUGUUUUUCCGUUGUGAACAAUGCAGCAAAGUGUACCAAACAGCAUCUCAACUACGUGAACAUGUCUCGAUUAUGCACUUAAACGAAAGACCAUUUAAGUGUGAACAGUGUGAUGCAGCGUUUGGAAGAAGAGGAGGAUUGAGAAGACAUAUUGUCAUGGUACACACUGGACAUACCUACAAGUGCCCGGUGGAAGGCUGUGAACAUCCUGGGUACAAGUGCUCUAAGGUAGGUUAAUAUAAGGUGUAUUGCAUUGAAUUGGGAAGGUUUAAUUUUUUUUUGAAUUGGGGGAUUUGAAGUCGUACUGAAUGGUACUAAAUAGUACUGGGAGUAUAAUUUCGAUUUUUUAAACUGUAUGGUACUAAAUUGUAUUCUACUCAAUUUUUUGGACGAUAUAGUACUAAAGUUCAAAAGAAUUGAAAUGUUUUUGUUUUUAGUGCUGUAUAGUACUACUUUUUAAAAUUUUGAAAUUCAAGGCGCACUUUCAGGCCCUAGCAGCUCAUAUCAGAUCAGUUCACACCAAAGAUCGACCCUUUGUAUGUCUUAUGUGCGAGAAGUCAUUUGUACGCAAAAACGACCUCAAAAUGCACGAAUUCACUCACGGCAGUGCAUCAACGUUCGAAUGUGAACUGUGCGGAGAAACCUUCAAACGAGCCGUGUACAGAAAGAAACAUCAAGUUCAUUGCCUUCAACGGGUCGAAAAAGCCAAACAACUGGGAAUCGACCCGAAAGAGUUGAGGAAAUUCGAAAUGUCAAAGAAGAAAAAGGUAUUUUUGGAUUGAAAUUUAAAAAUUUUUUUUGAAGUAGUUAAAAAAUACGUAAAAAAGAACAAUUUUAAAGACUUUUGAGCGUAAUAUACAAAAGUAAGGCCUGAUGUUUAACGAAAAGCUAUGAUUUUUCGUAUUUUAGGCUGAAAAUCUAUGAUAUUUCGAAUUUUAGACAGAAGACUCUCCAUCAACCUCGAAACAAGCUCAAAACGAAGCCGAUCAACCCCAAACCGAAGACGAACCAAGCACAAGUAAAGAAGCGCAAGCUCCCGAACCAAAACGAAAGAAGAAACACAAGAAGAAGGAACCAAAGAUCGGAAGCAAGUUGGAGGAAUCCGUGAAGAAGAUCAAGAAAAUGAAGAGAGAGCAAAAGAAGCGAGAGAGGGCGGAGAAAAAGGAAAAGAAUGCUUGA